GAAGUGUCACCAAGUUAUUGUGUAAUAAAGAUGGCAAGGAACUGGUAUCUCACUGUUUUAGUGCUUGCUGGAAUUGGGUCCUGCUGGUCACAGUCAAAUGCUACAGUUAGCGACCCAUGCUCCAAGUUAACAUGCUAUAACGGAGGGACAUGCGUUCGGCGUUGGGAAAGUUAUGCAACCUGUGUCUGUAAAGGCGGUUACACCGGUACAUACUGUCAAUACUCCAUGUCUACCACGACUCCGUCAGGCAGGAGGACAACGUAUCCGAACUAUUGUGCACGCAUCCGGUGUCAAAAUGGCGGGUCCUGUAUGAACAGUGACAGCGGGUUCUGGUAUUGCGUGUGCCAACCAUUCACGAGUGGAAAGUACUGCGAAUAUAAAAUCGACAAACCCAAAGAGACGACAGUGGCGACGCUGUCCCCGGCGAUCUGUGGUGGCAUUCAGUGCAGAAACGGGGGCUCAUGUCAAGUGACAGACUCGGGAUAUGCCUAUUGCAUAUGUCAGAUACCUUAUAACGGGAGAUUGUGUGAAAAUAGAGCCUCAAUCAACUACGCAGAGACGACGACCUGGAGUACGGCACCCACCAAAUAUCCUAACUACUGUGCCUCCAUCCGGUGUCAGAAUGGGGGCACGUGUUAUAACAGUGAUAGCGGAUACGGAUACUGUGUUUGUCAGCCUUUGACCACAGGGAAAUACUGUGAAUAUUAUUACACCUCAGCCAACUACGCAGAAACGACGGCACCCACCAAAUAUCCCAACUACUGUGCCUCCAUCUGGUGUCAGAACGGGGGCACGUGUUAUAACAGUGAUAGCGGAUACGGAUACUGUGUUUGUCAGCCUUUGACAACAGGGAAAUACUGUGAAUAUUAUUAUGGACCCGAUGGUCAAAAGACAACAACUGCUUCGUCUUUUUACGAAUCCACACCACGAUAUGACCCAUGUGUAUCAAAUCCCUGUCUGAAUGGGGGAACCUGUAAAACCUACUCGUACGGCUACUCAGGUUACUACUGUGAUUGUCCCUCCUACGCCAAGGGACAGAGAUGUCAGUUAUCAAGUGUCCAAGAGCCGCCAUGCAAGUUGCGGUCCAUUGAUUUCAAGUGGGAUGACUUGGAGAAGUUUGAGAACGUCACUGAAACUAUGUGCCAACAGUACUGCUCUGCGGACAGUCGCUGUCAAUAUUGGACUUACCACCUAUAUUGGAAUGUAACGACGAAUGUCAAAGACUCUGUGCCGAGACUGCCGAGUGCCAAUUUUGGAGUCUUUCCUACGUCUCUGGAAGUCGAAGAUGCUUUAGAAAGCGCUCUGCUACUGGUUUGCCUAGCCGUGUCACGGACAAACCAGGAACCAACUCUGGUUUUAAAAGAUGUCCCAACGGUUUUCACAGUUUGUCACAGAAUGAUGGUUGGGGCCUACACUAUGGCAAAUAGGUCGUCCAUAUCAGAAUUAUGACGUCAUUCCCUGAUCCAAACGCCUCGUGUCCCACCAUCACAAGUUGAUAUGUAAUAUUUCU
Lingula anatina is the source of this 1510-nucleotide messenger RNA. RefSeq lists its product as uncharacterized. The record is from RefSeq and is a predicted model, not a curated record. NCBI's taxonomy places the organism in Eukaryota, Metazoa, Brachiopoda, Lingulata, Lingulida, Lingulidae. Gene Ontology annotation, molecular function: protein binding. Gene Ontology annotation, cellular component: plasma membrane; protein-containing complex; extracellular region. Gene Ontology annotation, biological process: proteolysis; establishment or maintenance of epithelial cell apical/basal polarity; heterophilic cell-cell adhesion.